This is a messenger RNA of Felis catus (domestic cat), 931 nucleotides long. Its product is annotated as olfactory receptor 4A15-like. Gene Ontology annotation, cellular component: membrane. NCBI's taxonomy places the organism in Eukaryota, Metazoa, Chordata, Mammalia, Carnivora, Felidae. Gene Ontology annotation, molecular function: olfactory receptor activity; G protein-coupled receptor activity. The coding region runs from base 14 to 931 and encodes 305 amino acids. Gene Ontology annotation, biological process: G protein-coupled receptor signaling pathway. The record is from RefSeq and is a predicted model, not a curated record. The transcript has a single exon.
UGCAAAAGGACAUAUGGAACAUAGGAUCAAUGUGACUGAGUUUGUCCUCUUGGGGCUCACUCAGAGCCUCCAAGGUCAGAAAAUAUUAUUUGUUGUGUUCUUGCUCAUCUACAUUGUGACAAUGGUGGGCAACCUCCUCAUUGUGGUGACCGUGGUGGUCAGUCCAACCCUGGAUUCCCCUAUGUAUUUCUUUCUUGGUUACUUAUCAUUUAUGGAUGCUGUGUAUUCAACUACAGUCACUCCAAAUAUGAUUAUAGACUUACUCUAUGAGAAGAAAACCAUUUCCUUCCAAGCUUGCAUGUCCCAGCUCUUUAUAGGACACUUGUUUGGUGGUGCAGAGAUUUUACUCCUGGUGGCCAUGGCCUAUGACCGCUAUGUGGCCAUCUGCAAACCCUUGCAUUAUUUGACCAUCAUGAAUCAACGGGUGUGUGUUUUGUUGCUGCUGUUGGCCUGGGUUGGAGGUUUUUUGCAUGCUGUUGUUCAACUUCUCUUUGUUUACAACCUUCCCUUCUGUGGUCCCAAUGUCAUUGACCACUUCAUCUGCGACAUGUACCCAUUAUUAAAACUUGCCUGCACUGACACUUACGUUAUUGGCCUCACUGUGGUUGCCAAUGAUGGGGCAAUCUGUGUGGUCAUCUUUACGGUCUUGCUCAUCUCCUAUGGGGUCAUUCUGCACUCUCUGAAGAACCUUAGUCAGGAAGGGAGGCGCAAAGCCUUAUCCACCUGUGGCUCCCACAUUACAGUGGUGGUCCUCUUCUUUGUCCCCUGCAUCUUCAUGUAUGUGAGACCUCCUUCUACCUUACCCAUUGAUAAAUCCUUGACUGUAUUUUACACAGUUAUCACUCCUAUGUUGAACCCCCUAAUCUAUACUCUGAGAAAUGGAGAGAUGAAAAAUGCCAUGAAGAAGCUCUGGAAAAGAAGAAGAAAAUGA